Messenger RNA from Electrophorus electricus (electric eel), 3825 nucleotides. It is a transcript of the gene sh3gl1b, whose product is annotated as SH3-domain GRB2-like 1b. Gene Ontology annotation, cellular component: cytoplasm; glutamatergic synapse; presynapse. NCBI's taxonomy places the organism in Eukaryota, Metazoa, Chordata, Actinopteri, Gymnotiformes, Gymnotidae. The record is from RefSeq and is a predicted model, not a curated record. Gene Ontology annotation, molecular function: protein binding. Gene Ontology annotation, biological process: synaptic vesicle uncoating.
GAAUGUGCCUGCGUUGCGCAGGAAACGGGGUCUCGCGAGUGGGACCGCUAUUUUCGAGCCCCACUUCUCCGCCUUGUGUGUGAGGUGGAUCACGUUGAGCCUCGUUAACGGACCUUCGUGGCCAAGUUUUACUGUUUAAAACGUGUGGAUCCGGUUAACGUUCCUCGGAGCCUUGGACACCGUCGUGGAUGUGCUUAACCGUUAGAGCUGUUUGUCUCGAGCUACAGUUGACGUUAGACAGAAUUAAGCUAACUGGCUCGGUUCAGUGAAGUAGGUUUGGUAAUAUUAUCGUUUUAUUUAUUUAUUUAAAAAAAAAAAAACAACUUUUAUAGUUUCUUUGCUGCGAAAGGGGGAUCCAGCCUGAAGAUGUCUGUUGCGGGCUUGAAGAAGCAGUUUUACAAAGCCAGUCAGAUGGUGAGCGAGAAGGUCGGAGGAGCAGAGGGAACCAAACUUGACGAAGAAUUCCGGGACCUGGAGCGGAAGGUGGAUGUGACGAGUAAGGCGGUGGUAGAGGUGAUCUCCAAAACCUCGGAGUACCUGCAGCCCAACCCUGCGUCACGUGCCAAGCUGUCCAUGCUGAACACCAUGUCUAAGAUCCGUGGGCAGGUGAAGAGCCCCGGAUACCCCCAGGUCGAGGGGCUUCUGGGGGAGUGCAUGGCCAAAUACGGUCGAGAGCUGGGGGAAGACACCAACUUCGGCGCCGCCCUGGUGGACGCAGGGGACAGCAUGAAGAGGCUGGCCGAGGUGAAGGACUCUCUGGACAUCGACGUCAAGCAGAACUUCAUUGACCCGCUCCAAGGCUUGUGUGACAAGGACCUGAGGGAGAUACAGCACCACCUAAAGAAGCUGGAAGGCCGGCGGCUGGAUUACGACUACAAGAAGAAGCGGCAGGGGAAGAUUCCGGAUGAGGAGCUGAAGCAGGCCCUGGAGAAAUUCCACGAGUCCAAAGAAGUAGCUGAGAUCAGCAUGUACAACCUGCUAGAGACAGAUAUCGAGCAGGUGACUCAGCUCUCCUCUCUGGUGGAGUCUCAGCUGCAUUAUCACAGGCAGGCUGUGCAGAUCCUCGAGGAGCUCGCAGACAAACUCAAAGACAGGAUCAACGAGUCAAAGUCUCGUCCUCGCAGAGAGUAUGUCCCUAAACCCAAACCUGUCUUUGAUUUCGGGGAGCCCAACGACCAAUCAAACGGCGGCUUCACGCCAGCUCCCCCGUCAACUCGUACCUCAGAACCGUACCACAGGCUUGGCAAGUCAACCCGGAAACCCAGACUGACUCCCUCAGAGCCACCCUGCUGUAAGGCUCUAUAUGACUUUGAGCCUGAAAAUGAUGGUGAACUGGGCUUUCGUGAAGGUGAUGUCAUCACCCUGACCAAUCAGAUCGAUGAGAACUGGUAUGAGGGCAUGCUGCACGGCCAAUCAGGAUUCUUCCCUCUCAACUAUGUGGAGGUGAUCGUCCCGCUGCCUCACUAGAAGCCGAUCACCAGUGGGGGGGGGUGGGAGGAGGAGCAGGAAGGGGAGGAGCAAAAGAAUCAGAGCGAGUCGACUCGCUCUUCCUCCUCACCUGUGUGCAACGGUCCAGUUGUAGCACAUACACCUGUGUUCUGGCACUUUGACCCUAAGACAUUCUGAAAGAAACUUUGCAAGACGGUGACCUCUUACAUUCCAGAAGAAGAAAGAAAUGAGCGAUUUCACACGAAGACAGAUGUACGUAUGGACAGACGGACUCCUCGACUGAGACGGACGGCCCUGGACCUCAUAGACCUGGACGCAGACUAACAUUACAGUCGCCACGCCUUUAUAAACCACAGAUUACAUUAAUCAGACAGACCUCCGAUGUUAAAAGAACAGAAUUUUCCACUGUCAUAGUUGUUUUACUUCUCUUUAUUCUUAAAGGUGCACUACAUGGAAUAUUUCAGGAAUAUGUAAUGAAUAUUAGUUAUUAUCAGUACUAAGUAUGGAGAGAAGGGCAAAUAGCAGCACAAACAGAGGUAGAGAGUGAAUGAAGCCACACAAUGAUGUUACUUAGUGUGUCUUUAAGGGCUGGAUUCAAUUCCAAGAUCAAAACCUGGCCCAGUGUGGGGAAACUCCAGUACACUUGAUACUAGGCAGUUUAAAUAAAUAAAUAAACAAAUUUGACUGAACUGGUCCCGACUGCCCCUGCUGGUCAGGCUGGGAUAUGAACCUGCAUUUGAACAAGCUUCUGUUUUGGACGUUGUAACUUGGCACUGUGGGCUGUGUGUACAGUCACUCAGUGUGUAGCGUUCCUGAGCCACACAUGUACAGGAGCUUCAGUCCUUUAUACUUAAUCCCUUAAUCCCCCUCCUUAAAACAUGAAUUUGUAUUUGCUUUUGAUUGUUUUAACAUAGUGAUGUAUAACGUUUUACUGCAUCUUGGUCCCCAAGCCUUAAAAUGACAGGAGGGAUUAUAGUUGGUUGAUUUCCUUACAUUGUUGUCUUUACGAUGUUUGAACACUACGACUCAAAUGAAACACUAGUGCCCCUUCUUCCGUUGGUAAGUUUAACCCAGUGGGUCAUUAAUGAUAACAUAUUAAUUAAUAUCCAUGAUGAUGAUGAUGAUGAUUUGGACUGAAGGUAGGAUGUGUCCUCCCCAGCCCUUUUUAUCAGUUGUCUUUGCACCUGCUCUUACAAGAAAACAACCAAAAACUCUACUGACCGUAGCGGACGUACUCAGCCUAGAGGCCCAGUACGAAUUCCUGCCACAAUAUUGUCUCCUUCACCGUUCUCGGUUCUUACCCCAACCCCGUCUUUGUAGCCGAUACUGCUGGCAGUGUCCUGUUGUUUCCUGUUCUUUGUCUUGGGCACACAUGCACGCACUCACACAGACCUAUGAGAUGAUCCCGCUCCCCUGCUGCGGCCCGGGGCCGUACCCACGCUAUCCUAAAAGGAUGAAGCGUUUCCACACAUGGAGGACUGGUGCUCCGUCUCUCUCCACCAGUGUCCCGGAGGACAUGGCCUCUGGUAAGGCAUGUGACUUGAGUGUUUUUGUUCCUUCACAGCCAACCAGCCCCCACAGCAAAGGAGAGUCUCUUCUCCAGAUACGUCUCCUGUGUGAUACUCUUCCACUUUCAUCACCUACAACCCUUUAGGACUGAAGAUAUUUACACACACACACACACACACACACAGCUUUCUUCCUGUGUGCCCUGUUUCUUUGCAGUGAUGGACUGACAAAUCCACACGUCUGUCCCUGCUCCGUCUGUUCACUGGCUUUCCCUCGUCAGCCUUUUCCUCUGCAUCCUGUUUACGUUGCCUCUGUGUGUGUCCCCUUGUCCUUGCAUGGUUGUGUGCAGGCGUUAGCCACGGGUUAGGGCUUUGCUUCACUUGCUCGAAGGGGCUGUGGAGAUGGUAAGGAAGUGAAGUCUGUAUACCAAAGUUGAGCCCUUCAUUCUCUUUCAUUUUCCUUUUCUUCUCCAUGUUGUACAAAGGGCUUCCGGCUUCGGCAAAAGUUGUGUGCAGAAGCACAAGCAUGUGCAUGUACGUGUGCCUUCGCAGUAACACUACAUUUUAAAAAAGGGUCAUUCCUGUCCGAUCCAUUAGAGUGCCAGAAUCCUUUCACAGACAAAAAUAAUUCUGGUGAUCUUUAGUAUUAUACUAUUUUUAUAUGUCUACAAGAACCAUACAUAUUUUUUAAUUAAUUGUUUGCAUGUUAGCUUUAUAUGAUGGCUUGUUAAUGUAUUGGAAAAAUACUGGUUUGUCUUGAAGGAAAAAAAACUAACCAUAGCAUCCUGUUCAUAAAUAUCCUGUUUUCCUAAAGAUUUGUACUUGCUUUCUCCCCGUCUUUUAAGAAAAUAAAAUUCUGAAAGUGUUA